This is a messenger RNA of Saccostrea echinata, 560 nucleotides long. RefSeq lists its product as uncharacterized. Gene Ontology annotation, cellular component: nucleus; cytoplasm; chromosome. Gene Ontology annotation, molecular function: four-way junction helicase activity; 3'-5' DNA helicase activity. Lineage: Eukaryota; Metazoa; Mollusca; Bivalvia; Ostreida; Ostreidae. The record is from RefSeq and is a predicted model, not a curated record. The transcript has 3 exons. The coding region runs from base 132 to 560 and encodes 142 amino acids. Gene Ontology annotation, biological process: double-strand break repair via homologous recombination.
AAAAGAGACCUGGUGUUGGGAGAAACAAAUCUGUGAAAAAGGCUUUUGACGAUGCGUUUGAGUCUGUUUUCCGUGAAAUAAAACAAAAAACUCAGGAUUAUCCACUUACACUGAUUUACUGCUGUGGCAGCAUGGACUGGGUGGGAUACGGGUUUGAACUUGCCGAGAGAAUCUUUCGAGACAGUAUAUAUGGUGGUGAUGGACACAAAUGUGCAGAGAAUCUAAGGGUAGUCAUGUUACAUUCUGCUUUGGAAAAAGGAGAUGAGCUCAAAGAUAUCAUAUUUAAGAAUUUGGCAAAGGAUCCCAUAGAGAAUCCCCUGAAAGUUGUUAUUGCUACAGUAGCACUAGGGAUGGGGGCAGACCUGCGUCAUGUAGCUCAGGUGAUUCAUGCUUGUCCUCCCCAAAAUCUGGAACCAUACAUACAGCAUAUUGGCCGUGGUGGACAAAACAGUGAAAUGCAGUGUGAAGCCAUUUUGUACUUCAAUAGCAGUGACUUGGGGCGUCUAAACAUUUCAAAGGAAAUUAAGGAGUAUUGCAGGAAUGACACACUUAAUUUGUAG